This is a messenger RNA of Penicillium longicatenatum, 2361 nucleotides long. Its product is annotated as fungal specific transcription factor domain-containing protein. NCBI's taxonomy places the organism in Eukaryota, Fungi, Ascomycota, Eurotiomycetes, Eurotiales, Aspergillaceae. Gene Ontology annotation, biological process: DNA-templated transcription. Bases 1 to 2361 code for a protein of 786 amino acids. The transcript has 6 exons. The record is from RefSeq and is a predicted model, not a curated record. Gene Ontology annotation, molecular function: DNA binding; zinc ion binding.
AUGGUGUCAUCACCGCAAGGUAUUUCCAACACUGGACUCACCAUGAGCGAUCCUGACGCCCUAGUUAGGUACGGUGUGAUGCAUCAAUCUCUGGGUCCCCUUGUACUCGCUGCCGUCAAGAUGGUCGAACAGACUGUGUCCUGCGACGCAAACUGCCCAAUCGAGCGAGGUCAAGCUCACCUUCAUAAAAGACCAAGGCUCACACAUGCGAUCACCUCAAUCACCAAUGAAAACUCAUCACCCGAAGAGCAAUUCACUGAUAUUACCCCACAUAAUGAUAAAGACUUCUACGCUCAAGCUGAGCAAUUAAACCAUUCAGAUCAAUCCACAGAAUUUGAAAAUGCGGGCCCUGAAAAGGCUUCGAUAUCUGUCCAUAACGCGAUAAUCGACAUGGAUAAACAUGGCUUCUUAUGCACCGAAAACUUGAAAUGCUUACCAUCCGAAGACAUUAACUACCUCUUGAUUAAAGGCUCUUUGAAUGUACCCGAUCAUGAUACGACUAAGGAGUUCGUUGUGAAAUACUUUGAAAAACUUCAUCCUAUGCUUCCAGUUUUGGAUGAAGCGCAAUUUUGGAGAGCCUUUCGAGGAAACACGAUGGAUAAAAUAUCUCUAUUCAUUUUUCGAGCUCUCAUGUUUGCCAUAUCACCGUUUAUGAGCCUUGAUACUUUGCAAAAAUGCGGGUUUGUCGACAAGCGAGAUGCGCGGAAGCACUUGUACAACAGAGCAAAGCUACUUUUUGAUCUCAAAGUCGAGAUGAAGCCAUCAGCGAAGGCGCAGGGAGCAGUCCUGCUUACACAUCAUACUUCAGCCAUCGCACCUUUAGCAGGAAGCUUAUGGCUGACGAGUGCCAUCGAGAAUGCCAUGCUGAUAGAUGCUCAGCCAUCACUGGUGGAAGACUAUAUCAACGAUUCUAUGAAAAAGAGACUGUGGUGGUCAAUACUACUGCGAGAUAGAAGCCUAUGCAUUGGUCUCCGUCGACGCCCUCAGGUGACCUCACUUAAUCUUCAUGGCUGUCGGGAUUGGCUCCGAGAGCAGGAUUUUGAGGACGAAAUGCAUUCUUCAGAAGUGUACGACUACCAGACAAAGGCUAUAUUCCUCUCAGCAUUGCAAGAGCAAUGCACACUAGCAAUUCUUUUGACGGACCUUGUUUCAUUGAUCUUUAAUCCUCGAUUAACCCCUACAGCGUCAUACAGCGAGGAUGAAUUUGAAAGCCAAAUGAACACACUAAAUAAAGUCACACAUUCGUUAAUUCAAUGGCACUCUAAAGCGCACUAUCCGCCAAAUCCUCGAGACAAUCGAUGUCCCCAUCCAUCCGCCGCACUAAAAAACAUGACAUUCAUGUAUUACCACACGGCUAGAGUGGAUCUGGCACAAUAUACGGCUCUUUUGAUAGAAGAGUAUCCGGGCCUUCCACGUCACAGGUACCAGCAGGCAAUGAUGAGCGUUGGAAGAGAUUUGAAGGGUGGAAUAGAUGGAUUGUCUCAAAUCAUGGAGUAUUUCAGUGUUACUGGCCAUGUGGACAACCUGCCUUUAAGCAUUCUCGCAUAUGUGGGUAUGCCGCUCGUUGUAGCCGCCAUAGACUUGAAGCUUUCACCCUCACGGACCGAAACAGCCGCAAGACAAAGGCGGCUGGAUUCAUUGAGUAAAAUUAUUCGACAUGCAGAAAGCCUAUAUGAUGUGACGGACUUCGUUGCAGCUGGGACGAAUCAUAUCCUUCAGCUAGCAUAUAUGACUACACAGAAUUUCUUCCUUGCCAGAGAAACCUUGCCGACGAAGAACAACACGGGCGAGAGAAAUGAUUCUACAGGCUGUAACAACAUGGACCAAAGUGACCUUUUCAGCCGCUCUUCUUCACCCAAACAUACCCGAGCCAAGAAUUGGUUAGACGCCUUCAUUCUAUGCCCUCGCGCCUAUCUUCUGAUCUCAACAUCUGUGGACUACAGCCUCUCCGUGGGCCGCUUACCAUACGACAACUCUCUCCCGGCACUCGUGCGGGAAAUUUCAAAUCAAUUUUCGAUGUGUCGUCUACCUUGGUCAUUGGAUGACAAACCACAUACAUAUUUUCCACAAUCACGGGUGAAUGAACGAUUGGACUCCAUAGACCUAAGGCCAACAACGGGUGAUGGUCAUUCAUGUGUGGGCGAAUCUGGCGGGAAUGCAAAUGAUGAGAAUCCAAUUCAUGAAAUUGAAUCAACCGCUGGAAAGCUCAAUGUCGGAAACCAGGUCAAUCCUGCUAGCCGAGGCAACCAGGCUGCGCAUGAUAUGUCAUCGAGCCUGGUAAAUCUUGACUUCUUCGAAAUUGAAUCGGACCCGAGAUCUCGCUCAAUGCUCACUGAAUCCUCAAUUUGGACUCUCCCAUGA